CCUUUGGAGCUACGCCUGCGCGGGUGGCGGUGCGCGCGCCGUUUGCCCGUGCGCAUUGCGCUCGGCUACGCGCCCUCGCGUGCACGCCCCGCGCCUCGGCGUCCCGUUAUUCCCGGGUCUCCGCCAACAGCCGUGCUGACCCUGCGGUCCGACAUGUCCCAGCUGCCCGCAGUCAGCAGCGUCCGGCAGACGGGGGCGGCGGGCGGCGACCGCGGGCUCCCGCAGGCCGAGGUAGGCGGCGGGCGGCGUGCGCUCCCGGGCCCCGCGCGACCUGAGGAGAUCCGGGGAGGCCCGAUGGCGGCGGCCCGGGAAGGCCCCGCAGCCCCGGGGGCGGCGGCCAGGGGAGGCCGGGUGGCGGAGGCCCGGGGAGGCCCCGCGGCGGCGGCCCGUGGUGGCGCGGCGGCCCGCGAAGGUCCGAUGGCGGCGGCGUCCAGGGAAGCCCGGAUGGCGGAGGUGGCCCGGCUGCUGGGCGAGCCGCUGGAGGAGGAGGCGCCCGAGGGCAGGCCCCGGUCCAGGGCGGGCGGCCUAGCGGCGAUGCCGUACCUGCGCCUCCGCCACCCGCUCAGCGUCUUGGGCAUCAAUUACCAGCAGUUCCUGCGCCACUACCUGGAGAACUAUCCGAUCGCCCCGGGCCGGAUCCAGGAGCUGGAGGAGCGCCGGAGGCGCUUCGUGGAGGCCUGCAGAGCCAGGGAGGCAGCCUUCGACAUAGAGUACCUACGCAACCCUCAGAGGGUGGAUUUUGACAUUUUAACCUUUACCAUAGCCCUGACUGCGUCGGAGGUGAUCAAUCCUCUCAUAGAAGAACUGGGUUGCGAUAAGUUCAUCCACAGAGAGUGAGGAAGGAGUCAGGCGAGGGCGGACACGGCACCAAGACCUCCUCAUCCAAGUCAAUCCCCAUCCUUCACCUUGGUUCUCGAAAGUCAGAAGGAUCUUGAGAAUAAGGCAGUGCAUCGUUGGAAGAGGAAGAACGCCAGAAAAUUGGGGAGGAAAUGUCCAAAACACAGUUAGACUCCUGUAACGUUUCUUGGGUUAUGAUUGAUAGGGACUUCUUGUGUUAGGGAAAAUGCCUGUCCACGUGGCUUCAUUAAUGAGCAAAGGAUGGUUUUGUAAAAUUUUAAGACUUAAAAUUGCCAGUAGUAGAGCCCACGAUGAAGAAAGCUCAGCGUGGAGAGUUAAAACUGGUUUUAGGACGAAGUUUAUGUCAAGAACUUGACUUGUACGGAACACGCCUUCUCUUCAUGUCAGAGUCAACGAGAGUAUACCGUGUAAGACUGGCUUUGUGUUUCUGAGACGUUGAGAAUGGCAAGCAACAUAAAUAUUGUAUAUAGUCUGUGAUAUAUGGUGUUUCCAAACAUACAUACCAAAUUUCUGCGAUUUUGUUUUCCAUAUUCCAAAGGUUUUUCUUUUUUGUUGCUUUUUUUUCAGUAAGUCAUCUUCAUAAGCCCCAAGAAUAUGAAGGACUGACCUCUCUGUCCCUCUCUCCUUGUCCCUGUACCUAACACAGCCUCUGAAGUCAGUCUCCUUCCUAAUUUCAUUACGUAUACACUUUAUUUAUUAUUUAUUUUGUUUCUUGACAAAGUGGACAUACUCUGAUGUACAUAUUGUGAUUUCAUUAAGAAAAUAUAUUGAAGCACCUUCUUGACCAGUGCACAUAUUCCUUGGAGCUAAAUGUCUUUGCAUUCUGUGGUUAUGCUGUAAUGAACCAGAAAUAUUCUGAUGGAUGGUUGGGCUAUUCAUCGCUUCCUCCUGGCAGUGUAAAAGCCUCCUGUGGGAGGUUGUCUCCUGUGCGAAUCACCUGGCUGUGCUUUGGUUCUGAACCCAUUUUUCAUGUUUGCCAUCUCAAGUUGGAAUGCAUCUUACACUUGAUGGUGUUGUAUACCACUUUUUUUUUCUCUAAGUUUCCAUAAAAUUGGCGGUGCGUCUUAUUAGCUCCUUA
Messenger RNA from Onychomys torridus (southern grasshopper mouse), 1936 nucleotides. RefSeq names its product EP300 interacting inhibitor of differentiation 2 (gene Eid2). The coding region runs from base 154 to 837 and encodes 227 amino acids. Gene Ontology annotation, biological process: negative regulation of DNA-templated transcription. The transcript has a single exon. The record is from RefSeq and is a predicted model, not a curated record. Gene Ontology annotation, molecular function: transcription corepressor activity. NCBI's taxonomy places the organism in Eukaryota, Metazoa, Chordata, Mammalia, Rodentia, Cricetidae. Gene Ontology annotation, cellular component: nucleoplasm.